Molecule: messenger RNA, 1495 nt
Organism: Lotus japonicus
Lineage: Eukaryota; Viridiplantae; Streptophyta; Magnoliopsida; Fabales; Fabaceae
Product: zinc-finger homeodomain protein 2-like
Exons: 1
Coding region: 194-1003 (269 amino acids)
Biological process (GO): regulation of DNA-templated transcription; regulation of developmental process
Cellular component (GO): nucleus
Molecular function (GO): transcription cis-regulatory region binding; DNA-binding transcription factor activity
Source: RefSeq, a predicted model, not a curated record
UGCAAUUAUUAUCUUUGCUUAAACAUAUCUUGUGCUUUAUGACUUUAUUAAGCAAUUGACUCAGCUCACCUCUCAACUCUCAUGAGGAAUUUAAUUGUUGACUCUAGAUAGAUCUUCUUCUCCCACAUAGUCCCACCUUACCCAAAGUCCAAAUUAAACAGGAUAUUUUUUUUCUCAGAAAGUGGAUAGCGAUAUGGAGUUUGACGACCACGAAGACCUCGAGGAAGAAGAGGAGGAGGAAGAAGAAGAAGAAGAAGGAGAGGUCGAGAUGGGGUUCACAGUGGCGCCGCCGGGAUUUGACUCGCUAGGAAACUCAGCUGCGCGGUCCAAAACAGGCGGUGGCAUAGAACCAGAAGGAGGUGCAGCAGCCACCGCCUUAGGCGUUGGUCGCAAAAAUGGGUCCACAGGGACAGUCAGAUACAGAGAAUGUCAAAAGAACCACGCCGUCGGUAUUGGCGGCCACGCCGUCGAUGGCUGCUGCGAGUUUCUCGCCGCCGGACAGGAAGGUACGCUGGAGGCCGUAAUCUGCGCCGCCUGUAACUGCCACCGGAACUUCCACCGCAAGGAGACCGGCGGCGAAAUCACCUCCUACCAGCCACGGCCGCCGCAGCAGCAGCCAGCCUACCACCACCAGUUCUCCCCUUACUACCCCCGUGCCGAGCCACCGCCUUCCGCCGGCUACCUCCACCAUCUGGUGACUCCACCGCUGUCCCAGCACCGACCCUUGGCCCUUCCACCGGCGGGUUCCGGCGGGUUCAGCAGGGAGGAGGAAGACAUGUCGAACCCGAGUAGCAGCGGCGGAGGAACGAAGAAACGGCACAGAACAAGGUUCACGCCGGAGCAGAAGGAUAAGAUGCUGGAAUUUGCGGAGAGGGUAGGGUGGAGGAUCCAGAAGCAUGAUGAAGCUGCGGUGGAGCAGUUCUGUGAGGAAGCUUGUAUCAAGAGACAUGUUCUCAAGGUUUGGAUGCAUAACAACAAGCACACUCUUGGUAAGAAACCCUAAUUUCCAUCUCUUUGUUAAUUUCCAUUUUUAGGUCAAGAACAUGGUUGGGCAUUUUUGGUAUCAUCCUCUUUUCUCCAACUUCAAUGAAUUUUAGUCUCAAAAUAGGAUUAUGAGUGAGACAAGAGAACUUUGUAUUAAUGUAAAAUUUUAAUGGAGAUCUAGCUAGGGUUCUUACUCCUUCUAAUUCCUUCCCUAAUUAAUGUUCAGUCAGUUUAUUUUUCCUCAGAAUCAAUUUUAGCAGCACUCUGAAGCUAUUCAUAUAAGUUAAUUUGAUUUUAUCUCUAAAGAAGAGUUGCUUUGAUUUGUUCUACUAUGUAAUGGGAUUUUAGUAUUUGGUGAUUUUAUGGCAAACGAUGAGAUAAAGUGAUAGACAUGAACUAGCAAGUGGAAAUAAAGACAAAGAAACUUGGGAAGUCCAUGGAGUGUUCAUGCUUAUCAUCAAGUGACUGUAUUGCAAAGAAAGUAUGGAGAUGAGGACAGAGAAUAAAUGCC